This is a messenger RNA of Colletotrichum karsti, 1464 nucleotides long. Its product is annotated as u4 u6 small nuclear ribonucleoprotein prp3. The coding region runs from base 1 to 1464 and encodes 487 amino acids. Gene Ontology annotation, cellular component: U4/U6 x U5 tri-snRNP complex. The transcript has a single exon. Lineage: Eukaryota; Fungi; Ascomycota; Sordariomycetes; Glomerellales; Glomerellaceae. The record is from RefSeq and is a predicted model, not a curated record. Gene Ontology annotation, biological process: mRNA splicing, via spliceosome.
AUGGAUCGAGACCGACGCUCAGAUUCCAAUGGGCUGGGGCCCCGUCACGACCCCAGCUCCCGCGUUCACAAGACCGAAUCGACUGCAGACAAGAUGGCUGCACUGAAAGCAAGAGUAGCUGCGGCGAUUGGAGGCAGCAAAGCGAAUGGAGGCGCCGAAACUGGACUGCAUCCUGCGCUCCAAGGCCUUGGUCAAAACACCUCCUCGAGCCGGCCCAGCGCCCCUUCAUUUCGAUCCCAGUUCGAUUCGAGCUCAAUAUCGGCGCCUGGCUCCAGAUUGUCGGCGACACCAGGACGUGGUCACGAUGACGCGCAGGCGAAUCCAUACUUCAAUGAACAGCAGGCCGCUCAACCACCUGGAGGACGGCAACGGCAGUCACGACCCCUGAACUUCCACGCAAAGGGGAAGUUUAUUCAGCAAGGAAACGCGAUGCGGCGGCAGGCCGCACUAGAGGAACUGAAGAAGAAGAUUGCUGCGCAAACAAGAAAAGCUGGUAUCGAGGAAGAACUAGACAUGGAAAAGAAUCUUGUGGUCGAGGCGCCUCCGGAUAUUGAAUGGUUUGAUGAAGGGUUGGUCGAUGGUGGGAACUACGACAAUAUCGACGACGUAAGCCGCCUCAAAAUCAACACAGAAGACACAAUUGUCACCGAAUACGUCCAGCAUCCCGUCGCAUUGGAGCCGCCUCAAGAGCGAAACAAGCCCGCUCCAAAGCCCAUGUACACAACAGCGAAGGAGAAGGCCAAGGUCCGAAGACAAAGGAGAAAGGCCGAGCUGAAGGAACAUCAAGCAAAGAUCAGGCUCGGCUUCUUGCCACCACCGCCGCCCAAGGUCAAGAAGAGCAACAUGAUGCGUGUCUACGCAGACUCUGCCGUCAAGGACCCAACGGCCGUGGAGAACCUCGUCAAUCGCCAAAUUGCCGAGCGGCAGCAGCAGCAUUUGGAGGCCAACGAGGAGCGCAAGCUAACCAAAGAAGAAAAGCAUGACAAACUUGCUGCGAAUCAGGAAAAGGACGCAGCCAAGGGUAUCCACGUUUUGGUGUUCAAGAUCAACAGCCUUGCGAAUGGACAGCACAGGUUUAAGAUUGGGAAGAAUGCCGAACAACACUCACUCACCGGCGUCUGCAUCAUGCACCCGAAGAUGAACCUCGUCAUUGUAGAGGGUGGCGAGCACAGCAUCGGAAAGUACAAAAAGUUGAUGCUCAACCGCAUCGACUGGACGGAGAACUCCCCUUCCCGCGAGGGCGGGUCGCAGAAACUGGCACGAGACUGGCUACUCUCUGAGAACGAGAAGGGGGAGUUAAGGGACAUGUCACAGAACGAAUGUAAGUUGGUUUUUGAGGGUGAAGAAAAGACGCGGUCGUUCCGCAAAUGGGGCAGCAAGGUGUGCGAGUCCGACGCUGAAGCUAAAGACGUGCUGGCGCGGGCGAAGAUGGACAACUUUUGGGCACUGGCGAAGAAUGCGUGA